This is a messenger RNA of Cyphellophora europaea CBS 101466, 1485 nucleotides long. RefSeq lists its product as uncharacterized. Bases 1 to 1485 code for a protein of 494 amino acids. NCBI's taxonomy places the organism in Eukaryota, Fungi, Ascomycota, Eurotiomycetes, Chaetothyriales, Cyphellophoraceae. The transcript has a single exon. The record is from RefSeq and is a predicted model, not a curated record. Gene Ontology annotation, cellular component: membrane.
AUGGGCGCUCUCCUCUCUUUACCACUGCUGGCGCUGCCCAGUGCAGCUACUCUCUGGUCCGUCGGUGCAUCAUGCUGUGGUGCUGCUACCUGCUCAGCGCUUUGCUCGGCCUGUGGCAAGUUCCGCAGUAGCAUCGCAACCCGUAUCGCCUACGCCGUCCUGCUCCUCAUCAACAGCAUCCUUGCCUGGAUCAUGCUCACACCCUGGGCCAUCCGCAAGCUCGAACAUCUCACACUCGAUUAUAUGACCUUCAAAUGCGGUGACAGCACCUGCUAUGGCUACUUCGCUGUCCAGCGCAUCAACUUCGCCCUUGGCCUCUUCCACAUCGCCCUCUCCGUCUUCCUUAUGGGCGUCACCUCCACCAAGAACCCACGCGCGGGCCUGCAAAACGGUUACUGGGGCCCUAAGAUCAUUGCCUGGCUGGCUCUUAUCGUUAUUUCCUUCCUGAUUCCUGAAGGGUUCUUCAUGUUCUGGGGGAAAUACAUCGCUUUCGUGGGCGCCAUGCUAUUCGUUCUACUCGGCCUGAUCCUCCUCGUCGAUCUUGCAUACCAAUGGGCCGACAUGUGUCAGGAACGUAUCGAUACCGCCGAAGACAACAACGAUAGCGCGUCUUUGCGCAUCUGGCAAGUCUUGCUGGUCGGCUCGUCCCUCAGCAUGUAUUUGGCCGCCUUCGCCAUGACUAUCAUUAUGUACAUUUACUUCGCCAAGUCACACUGCAGCAUGAACAUCAGCGCCAUCACCAUUAAUCUCCUGCUCACCCUUGUCGUCACCUUCAUCUCCGUCUUGCCUUCCGUCCAGGAUGCCAACCCUAAAGCCGGCAUUGGACAGUCCGCGAUGGUGGCCGUCUACUGCACCUACCUCACCUUCUCCGCCGUUUGCAUGGAGCCUGAUGACCAGCACUGCAAUCCACUGAUCCGCGCCCGUGGUGCCCGAACUACCACCAUCGUUCUCGGCGCACUUGUCACCAUGCUAACCAUCGCAUAUACCACUACACGUGCUGCAACCUAUGGUUUCGCACUGUCAUCCGGCAAUGCUGCUAACGGCAGCUACGCGCAACUAUCACAGGCCGACGCAGCGGACAGCCACUCCGAACAUGGACUCGUCACCACGCAGCCAGCCUCGCGUCGCGAGAUCAUGCGCGCAGCCAUCGAAUCCGGCGCACUACCAGCCAGCGCUCUCGAUGACGAUUCCGACUCAGACGACGAAGAUACCCCAGCAUCACGCAAGAAGGCUACCGAUGACGAGCGCCUCGGCACCCAGUACAACUACAGUCUGUUCCACGUCAUCUUCUUCAUGGCCACCUGCUGGGUCGCAACACUACUGACCCAGCAAUUCGACCCCGAGACAGCGGCGGGCGACUUCCAGCCUGUGGGCCGUACCUACUGGGCCAGCUGGAUCAAGAUUGUCAGCGCGUGGUGCUGCUAUGGGAUCUACGCGUGGAGUUUGGUCGCGCCGGCUGUGCUGACGGGGCGGGAAUUUAACUAA